Messenger RNA from Rhodotorula toruloides NP11, 1170 nucleotides. Its product is annotated as F-box domain containing protein. The record is from RefSeq and is a predicted model, not a curated record. The transcript has 2 exons. The coding region runs from base 1 to 1170 and encodes 389 amino acids. Lineage: Eukaryota; Fungi; Basidiomycota; Microbotryomycetes; Sporidiobolales; Sporidiobolaceae. Gene Ontology annotation, molecular function: protein binding.
AUGGCGACAACCUGCCUCCAGCCCGCCGUUGAAGCCUGCCAGACAUACCCUCGACACGGCACACUUGGACAUGCACACCAAUGCGUCGCCCCCGCCCUCCAUCUCCGCCUCGUACCCGUCGCCGCACCCUCGCCUCCCGCCUCGAAACGACGCAAGGUCCUCCCUCCCUGCUCCGUUCGCCUGUUUGACCGGCUACCCAUCGAGAUUGUCGAGCUCGUCAUCAGCUUCCUCGACCUGGAGGACCUGGGACGGCUGAGGCGCGCGAACCGCCAAUUCCGCGACUUGCUCGCCAAGCCCCACCUGUACCACACCGUCUCGCUCACGCAUAUCCCGCACGUUCACCCGCAACUACUCGCCUUUCUACCCUCGAUCCUCUCCGGCACGCGACACCUCUGUCUCCGCUCCUUUCCCUCGACGACUCUCUCACACCUCCUUUCGAGCUGCUCAGACCGCCUGACGACUCUCGACUUGUCGUUCUCGGGCGUGACGGAUAGCGACUUGCUCCUCCUCGCCGAGACGACCUCAUCCGCACCCGAAUCUGCACUCUCAAAUCUCCGCUCUUUGCGCCUGAAAGGGUGCCGACGUAUCUCCUCGUUCUUCCCCCUCCUCUGCCCUUCCUCAGAUACGUCCCAGCGAUCGCCCCUCCAAUGUCUCGAAAACCUCGACCUCUCCUGGUCCUCGACUUCGUCCCUCCCACUCCCGCUCUCAACCCACCUGCCCUCGCUCAAACACCUCAACCUGUCGACGACUCCCUACCUCCCACUCGGCCCACUCACCGAAGCGAUCGGAGACCUCCCGCACGGGCUCGAGUCGCUCGACCUGAGCCAUCUCUGGCUGAGCGCGGCAGACCUAACAGGGCUGUCGUUCGCCCCUCCUCCUCCCUCAUUCUCCCUCGACACCACCUCCAUCUCACCUCGAACCCUCGCGCUCAGUCUCUCAGGCAACGACUCGCUCACUCUCUCCUCCCUCUCGAUUCUCAAAGCGCACUGGUCGCGCCUCCCUCGGCGAAUCGAAGUCGAGCAUAGCCCGAUGUUGCUGGAGAGUGACGAGGAGGAGGACGUGAGGAGGUUCGUGGAGAUGGUUGCGGGAGUUGUGAUGCGUGGGAGGGAGGUCGAGGGGAGGAUUAGUAGCGGAGGGAGUGGGGAGGAGAGGAGGAGGAGGUCGUUGUGA